Messenger RNA from Corvus hawaiiensis (hawaiian crow), 3579 nucleotides. RefSeq names its product sperm autoantigenic protein 17 (gene SPA17). The coding region runs from base 101 to 400 and encodes 99 amino acids. Gene Ontology annotation, molecular function: calmodulin binding. The transcript is spliced from 4 exons. Lineage: Eukaryota; Metazoa; Chordata; Aves; Passeriformes; Corvidae. The record is from RefSeq and is a predicted model, not a curated record.
UGCACGCGCCGCCGGUGGGAGGGGGGGCGGUUGCCAAGCGACGGCGUCCGCACCGCGGCCUGAAGCGCCGGCGCGGCCCGGCGGUCCGGGAGAGGUGGCCAUGUCCAUUGCCUCUGCCAGCAUCAACAUGAGGGUGCCCGCCGGCUUCCGGAACCUGCUGGAAGGGCUGGCACGGGAAGUGCUGCGGGAGCAGCCCACCGACGUGGUGGCCUUUGCAGCUCAGUACUUCCAAAAGCUGCUGGAGCAGAGAGAGGCUGGUGCCAUCGACCCGGUGGCGUGGGGAGCCAUGCUGGAGGACGACCGUCUCACCUGGCCCCCUUCCCAGGAGGCCAAGGACAUGGAGGGGGAGCAGGCAGCACCAGGGGAAGCAGGCAGCACGCACAGCUCCGGAUCACCGUGAUUCUGUCCCAAAAUGCGUGGAGAGGAGCCGAAGGGGAGCCCGUCCCCAUAACCCUCAUGAACUGGGACACCUCUCCGGAGACGCAACCGCAGCACUCGCCCCAAAUCCCCCAUUUCCCACUAUCCAACCCCAAACCCAAAAAAACCCCCUUGGUCCUCCCCUGGCUCCUGCCCUUUUCCCGUGGGUGGAUGCUGCACUUCCAUCCCACCCCAGUGGUGCUGUUUUAAUGAGGAAUUUUAUUAACGAGGUCCCCGCCAUUAUUAGCACCAAUCACCUGAGAUUUCUCCCCGAAAAAUCCUGGGUUUGGGGCUGAGCUGAGCAUGGGAUGAUAUUUUUAGCCUCUAUAUUUAGGCCCCUGCAUCCCUGGAGGUUGGAAGAAACUUCAUAACAUCCCGGCGUGAAGGAAUGAUGUGACAUUGCUCCUCUCCUACCCCGCUCCAUAAGCUGAGACACCUCCAUGGAAUUUUGGGGUGCACGCAAGGGCCCCCCCAGUCCUAUUCCUACCUGUGAAAUUCAUGUUUUCCCACCCAGCAUGGUUUCAAAAUCCCCCCCAAAAAGUGGCGGGGUUUGCGUUGAAGCCGGCUGCUCUGUUUUUGGAGGGGACUGAACCCCCCCCUUUCCAUGCUCACCCCGUUUUUCCCCCCUCUUUCCUGUUUUCCCUCGCCAUAUGUGGUGCUCGCCCACGGCACGGGGCAUGACAGCGGCUCCCCUGGGAAAAACAGGAAGGAGGGAUGGGGAAAAAAAAGCUGGCGGGGACCCCGUGCCGGGGCUGAUGCCAACCAGCUACGCCUUGACCCCCCCCAGCACCGCCUCGCCGGCUGCCGGCUCCUGCUUCAGCAGCCGGCAACACUGCCCGCCCAGGGCAUCAUUCCAGCAUCCAAUUCCCUUUGCUUUUAAGGAUUUUUUCCUUUUUUUUAAAGGAUUUUUUAACACCUCUUUGCCACCAUCUCAAACCACGACGGCGGGAUGUUCUCAGCGGGUCUCGCCAGCUGCACUUCCCGUUCUCCCCUUCCAAAAUCUGAGUUAUUUCCUUGGAAUUCAAAUUUUGGAGGUGCUGGAGCACCUGAAAAAGCAACGUCCAGAUGAAGGGGUCCAGGGAGGAAAAAUGCAGAGCCUGGAACAGGCUCAAAAGCCGCCAUUAAUGAUUAGAAAUGUUUUGGCAUUUCGCGUCCCUCCUCCGCAGCCGCAGCCUGCGGGAGACGGCGGCGCUCGGCGGCUCUGCCAGGACCGGGGUGCCACGGAUGGAGCAGAUUUUGGGGACUAACUGAGGGACUAAUCCUGAUUUUGGGGCUAACUUCCCAGAUCCCUGAUAGAUGAAUCACCCCAAAAACCCUUCCCACUUAACUCGCCCAAAACACCCGGUCUUCUCUCAUUGGAGCAAGGCAGUGGUGGAUCUGAAGGGUCUGAAAACCAGGGAAAAGGAUCUCUUCCCGUGAAAAAAUCCCAGCAGAGCUGCCAAGGCUUCUCCUGGAAGCUGGAGCAGGGUUUUCUGGAGCAGAGCUAUUCCCAUCCCCCCCACCCUGCCGUGCUGGUGGGAAGAAGUGACGGUGGAAAAGUGGCUCCAGUCGGGAGAGCGGGCUGCCAGUGGCUGCCAGGGGAGUUUGAGGGAUGCUUGAGAGCGUUUCCCAAGAGGGAAUUUGGGUGCCUGGCUGCUGCUGGGGCAGGGGUGACCCCCAUCAACCUCCAAGUGUGGGUGAAGCAGUUGAGGGAGGUGGCAGUGGUGGGAUGUGCCUGGGAUGGGGAGUGGGAUGUGUGGGUAUCCUGGGGUGUCAGGGGGCAAGAGGUGCCACCACCUGCACCCAGCUGGAAUGGCCUUGGAGAAAGAGAUGGAGCUGGGAUAGGAAUGGGAACAACAAGGAUGAAGAUACAGAAGGGGACAGGGCCAAUGAUAGGGACAGGGAUGAGGGUGAUGACAGGGAUGGGGACAGGGAGAGAGAUGGUGAGGCUGAAGCUGGGAAUGGGGGUGGGGAUUGGCAUUGUGAGGAGGAUGGGGACAAGAAAUGGGUUGGGGAUCGUGAGGAGGGUGGUGAUAGAGAUGGGGACAGGGACAAUGGUGAGAUGGAGAAUGUGGUGGAGGUGAUGGGGAUGAGGUCAGGUAUGGGGACAACAGUGGGGACAGUGCCCAUUCCAGUGCCAGAAACAGUGAUGCCAGUGGAACAGGGAUGCUAACAGGCAUGAUGAUGAUGAUGAUGAUGAUGAUGAUGAUGGUGGUGGUGGUGGUGGCAAAGAGGAAGGUCAGUGCCACCAGGCCCCCAAGAAGGAGAACCCCUGUGAGCAAACUUGGCCAGGGAGAACUGGUGGGGCCUGACUGUGCAGGUGGGUCGGGGGGUGCUGGUGCCUGCCUUGGGGGGGCCACGCCGUGUUUUGGGGGCUGGCUGGAGCAGCAUCGGCGCAGAGCCCACGGGCGACUUAUGCUGUUGCUUAGCAACCCCCAAACCCGGAUUAGAGGCGAGCGAGGCAGGCGAUGGGGGGGCUGUGGGCUGCAGCCCCCUGCAUUGCCCUGGGGGUCCCUCCUCUUUCCUGGGGGGCCCCGGCUCACCCUGCCAGUCCCAGCACCUCGGCGUGGUCCAGGGGCAGGAGCAGGGGCUGCAGGGAGCACCAAGGGCUGUGCAAGUGGCUGGGACUGCAGGUCUGCUUGGAGAACACCCCAAAUAUGGGGGUUCAGAUGCUCCUGUGAGUGGGGAAGGGACCCCCAGACCCCAGAAGUGGAGCCCACUUCUCUGCUUGGAGCCUGCAGUUGGCCACAUCACCCCCAGGGUUCUGCGGGUGCUCAGUGGGAUGCAGUGUCCCACCAUGCCCACCCUUCCUCACCGUCUUCAUCCUCAUCAUCCUCAUCCUCACCCUCCUUCAGGACCAAGUCCUAAGUGGAUCAAGAAGGUUUUUUGCCCCCCGUGCAAACCAACCCAGGGGGUAAAACCUGCCUCCAGCAUCGCUGUGGGUAGUGUACCCCCCCAAAACGAACCCAGUACCCCCAUUUGUUAUAGCUUUGCCCCCCAAAAAACCCUCCACGCCCAGGGCAAGCCUCAUCACAUCUUGGCUCCCAUCCUCUGCAUGUGAUGUUGUGUUCCACGAAACUCCGAGGCGAGCUGCCGGCUCCUUUAAGUGUUAGGAGGGAGUUGGAGGCUGCGAAAUAAAAUUGGAGGAGGGAAAAUAAAAAAAAAAAAAAUUAAAAAAAAAAA